Botrytis sinoallii is the source of this 927-nucleotide messenger RNA. RefSeq lists its product as uncharacterized. The transcript has a single exon. Bases 1 to 927 code for a protein of 308 amino acids. Gene Ontology annotation, molecular function: peptidyl-tRNA hydrolase activity. NCBI's taxonomy places the organism in Eukaryota, Fungi, Ascomycota, Leotiomycetes, Helotiales, Sclerotiniaceae. The record is from RefSeq and is a predicted model, not a curated record.
AUGACGCAGCCAAAUCGCGUCCGCGCGCAAAAAAAGUUAUCAACGAUUGAGGGGGGAAAAGAUUUAGAUUCGAGUACGGAAUCACAACCAGAACCACAACUACAAUCGCGUUCACAAUUACAAUUACCAACCCCCCCAUCCUCCUCCACCCCCACACCCUCACGCUCACCAUCUCCCUCCACCCAAACCCGAACUCCCACCCCAACCCGCAAACAAAAACGGCGCGCCCUCCUCGCCGGAUCUCUCGCCCUCUCACUCCACACCUCCAGUUUCCCAAUUCCCGCCCCCGAAAGCGAUGGUCCCAGCCUGACAACCAACCCUAUCUCACCACACCAUCUAAACCUCCCAACUCCCAACCUCCCACCCACAAUGUCCGCCCCCACCCGUCUCCUCAUCUGUUCCAUUGGCAACCCCGCCCCCUACACCAACACUCUCCACUCCGCCGGACACACCAUCCUCACUCUCCUCGCCCCCUCGCUCUCCAAUCCCCCCUUUCAAAAAUCUCGCUCCUAUGGAAACGGUCUUCUUUCCCCCGGAUUUACCUACACGUUGUGGAAAUCCAGCUCCUUGAUGAACGUUUCCGGGGUGGGUGUUACAUCCGCCUGGACGAGCUUCCAGCGGGAAUCUUCUUCUGCGGAGUGCAAACUUGUUGUGAUCCACGAUGAGCUGGAAUUACCAGCCGGAAGAAUAAAUGUGAAGCCGGGGAGUAAUAGUCCGAAGGGUCAUAAUGGGUUGAAGAGUAUUCGGGAUACGUUGCGGGGACAGCCUUAUACGCGGAUUGGGAUAGGCAUCGGGAGACCAGAGAGUAGGGAUGCGGGAGUUGUGGCAAAUUAUGUGUUGAGGAAGAUGAGUGCUGAGGAGAAGAGGAAAAUUGAGGGAUGUGUGGGAAAGGUCCUUGAGGAGCUGGCGAGGUUGAGUGGAGAGUAG